Molecule: messenger RNA, 966 nt
Organism: Ctenopharyngodon idella (grass carp)
Lineage: Eukaryota; Metazoa; Chordata; Actinopteri; Cypriniformes; Xenocyprididae
Product: olfactory receptor 146-like
Exons: 2
Coding region: 1-966 (321 amino acids)
Biological process (GO): G protein-coupled receptor signaling pathway
Cellular component (GO): membrane
Molecular function (GO): olfactory receptor activity; G protein-coupled receptor activity
Source: RefSeq, a predicted model, not a curated record
AUGUCAACAUAUUUUUUUCAACCAAUGGACAACUUGACAUUCACAAACAGCAUUCUCCUCAUGGAGGGACUGAAAGUUACACCUCAGUCUUCCUAUCCUAUUUUCAUCCUGCUUCUCUUGGUUUAUGUAUUUGCAAUGGGAUGUAACAUUGGACUUAUAAUCCUGAUCUCAACUGAGAAGAAUCUACAUCAUCCUAUGCAUUUUCUGUUCUGUAAUCUACCAGUGAAUGAUAUACUAGGGACCACUGUCAUGUUGCCACCCUUGCUGCGGGACAUUUUAAGGGAAGCCUCAGAGCGCUACAUGACAUAUGUGGAGUGUGUUGUUCAAGCAUAUUUUGUACACACAUUUGCAGCAGCAAGCCACUAUGUGCUGAUGAUUAUGGCCUUUGACAGAUAUGUGGCUAUAUGCAAUCCAUUGCAAUACUCAGCUAUAAUGACCAGUAAAAUGGUAUUUAAACUAUCAGUAUCAGCCUGGGGGCUGUCAAUAUUCUUUGUGUCUAUUAUGUUAGGUCUGACUAUACGUCUGUCUCGAUGCAGAUCUAAAAUCGAAAACCCUUUCUGUGACAAUGCCUCACUGUUUAAACUGUCCUGUGAAAAUGUAGUCAUUAAUAAUGUGUUUGGAAUAAUUUGUACUUUGAUUGUCUUUAUCGUCUCACUUGGGUUUGUGUUUAUAACAUAUACCAAGAUUGCUACUGUAUGCAUAACCAGCAAAAACAAAGCACUCAACAGCAAAGCCAUAAAAACAUGUAGCACUCAUAUAGCUGUUUAUAUAAUCAUGUUUGUUUCUUGUGCCAUUAUGGUUUUUCUCCAUCGCUUUCCAGAAUACUCUGAAAACAGGAAACUAGCUGGUAUAAUGUUCCAUAUAGUACCACCAGGACUAAAUCCUAUAGUAUAUGGUUUACAAACCAAAGAAAUAAGACAAAAGUUUGUAAAACUUUGGUACAGAAAUAAAGUUAAUCUAAAAUAA